AUAAGUUAUUCUUUAAUAGUUUUGAACUAAGGACUCCGUGGAAAACAGCUAGCCAACCUGUACAUAGAGGUCACUUUCGAAGGUCUUCUUGACAGAGGAAACAUUUCAUCAUGUCUGUUCCACCGUGCUUUGCUGACCUUGGCAAAGAUGCUAGGGACGUGUUCAGCAAGAAGUACAAUUUUGGGUUUUUCAAGAUAGAAACAAGUACAAAGACCAAAUCUAAUGUGGAAUUCAAGGUAGAAGGAAGCUCAAACCAUGACACAGGGAAUGUCUUUGGUACUUUUGAAACAAAGUACAAAUGGGCUGACCCCGGUAUCACUGUGAAGGAAAAGUGGAACACUGACAAUAUGUUGUCAACUGAUAUUACCAUUGAAGACCAGUUACUGGAAGGUCUGAAGUUGACUUUAGAUGGCUCUUUUGCUCCAGUCUCUGGUAAGAAGAGUGCCAAGAUCAAGGCUGCAUACAAAAGGGAUUACAUAAAUCUCAACUGUGAUGUGGACUUGGGUUUUGCUGGACCAACUGUACAUGGUGCAGCUGUGCUUGGGUAUUCUGGUUGGCUUGCUGGUGCCCAGAUUUCAUUUGACACUGCCAACAGUAAGCUUGUGAAAAAUACUUUUGCUGCAGGAUACAAGAAAGACGAUUUCCAGAUACAUACCACUGUGACUGAUGCCAGUGAGUUUGGAGGGUCUCUCUACCAGAAGAUAAGUAAAGAUUUGGAGACUGCUGUAUCUUUGAACUGGUCUUCAGGCACCAAUACCACAAGGUUAAAUUUGGGUGCAGCAUAUACUCUUGAUAAUGGGGCUAAAGUCAGGGCCAAAGUGAACAAUUUGAGUCAAAUUGGCAUGGCAUAUUCUCAAGAACUGAGGGAUGGUGUGACCUUGAACUUGUCCUCCAUGAUUGAUGCCAAGAAUUUCAAUUCUGGUGGACACAAAGUAGGCCUGGGCCUGGAAUUUGAAGUGUAGUUCAACUUAGGCAAAGAAAGUAGUUAUAGUGCCACAACUCGCCACCGGCAACAUCAGAACUAACAAAAACAGUGCAUGCCUUAAAAAGAGAAAUGUGUGUACAUAUCUGAAAAGCAUUAAUUAUAAAUGGAUGUAUGAUAUAAUUUGCUUGUUACUUACGAUCAUUACCACUUACAUAGCUUCACGGAGAAGUUGAAAGGUUGGUGACUGGUUUAAAUGAAAAUGUGAACUAAAAACGCUAUCAGAAAUCACAAAAAAACAAACCUAUUAUAAAAAUUUACGAUAAAUCUGUAUUUGUCCGUUUGUGUACUUAGAUAGUGGUUGUAAUGUAGCUAAUUUUGCCAGAUCUGUUGCGUUUUAAUAAUACUAUUCCAACAGCACGGUCAUAGACAUUUCUUCUGAAGAAGCACAGCACUGCAAUGCUUUUUAUAAAACUUGAGGAAGGUUGGAGAAGAGUAGUCGGCCAAUUUCCCGUUUGCAUGAAAGGAGAUGAUGCUGUGACAUAUUGUGAAUAAAACUGUAAACAUGUUAAAACCAAAUUU
Messenger RNA from Lingula anatina, 1504 nucleotides. RefSeq names its product non-selective voltage-gated ion channel VDAC2. Gene Ontology annotation, molecular function: voltage-gated monoatomic anion channel activity. The record is from RefSeq and is a predicted model, not a curated record. Lineage: Eukaryota; Metazoa; Brachiopoda; Lingulata; Lingulida; Lingulidae. Gene Ontology annotation, biological process: monoatomic anion transmembrane transport. Gene Ontology annotation, cellular component: mitochondrial outer membrane.